Molecule: messenger RNA, 4691 nt
Organism: Marasmius oreades (fairy-ring Marasmius)
Lineage: Eukaryota; Fungi; Basidiomycota; Agaricomycetes; Agaricales; Marasmiaceae
Exons: 4
Coding region: 139-4455 (1438 amino acids)
Source: RefSeq, a predicted model, not a curated record
CAGGCUCGAGAAACUGUUACAAAUGCCAAAUGAUCGACGACGCGAUGGUCACACGUUACGAAUUUAUCGUCACGCUUCUCCAGUGCUCACAGCAUCCGCUGUGGGGUCCUCUCUCUCUCUUUUCAACUUCCAUGGGAGAUGGAAGACAGGCAAAUUAUUCCAAUUGCCUGCAGAUUCAUUCCGUACGACCAAUGGCUCGUAACUCAUGUCGACACUUCAUGGAAAAUAUCCCAACUGAAAACAUGGUUCAUUGCGAAAUGUAUCUCCACCUCGGCGUCUACAAGUGUCAAUAUCGUCACCUCGGCAUUUCCUUUCCUCAAUGUACCACCAAAGCCUCGCCCUAAACCAUUGAGAAGGCCAGCUUCGCCGAUCGUUUUCGCCCCAGACCCGCGGCCUAAGCCCAGGGCCAUUUCACCGAUACGAUUCGCACCGUUGGGCUCACCCAGAGGGUCUAUUUACUCUUCUAGAGAUGGAAGCUCGGAUGAGGAAGGGACAACUAUAGCGAUGGGAUACGAAGUCGACGACGAAUCGGGGGAUUCUGACGGUGAUUUGGCUCCCAGCGGGGGGCAACUUGGAAGGACGCAAUAUUUAUCUCAUUUUGAUCAUCGACCGAGCACUGCUCGAUCUGUUACCAUUGAACAAGAUACCCACACAAACCAACCACUGCCUCAUCAAUGUCGUCCCGAGCAUCAUUCAACUGUCCUGCCGAAAACUUGCGCUUAUGACAUCAGGAAGCUUAUGCUCAUCCGAUUCUCGACUGGUCAGCUACUAGAGGACCAUUUUCGUGUCGACGAUUGUUCACUCUCGCCCUACGAACUUAUUGAAAUCCAUCGUGUUGGAGAGGUCUUCACGCUUCCUCGCACUGUCAUCGAACAGUACGUUCAGCCGUAUUGGGAGGGCUGGGUGAAAAGUUUACGGGUCGUAGCGAGGGAAUCCCAGCAUCAUCCAUCGAAGAAAAGCAAAGGGAAGCGCCUCGAGAAGGACCGAGAGAACGAACCUAGCGGGAGAAAGCGAAAAACGAGAUUGGAAUGGCGGGAUCGUUGGGUGUUCGUGAAAGAUGGAGUCUUGAACCUGAGAAAGAACCGCUUGGACCCAAAUACAGCCCAGCUUCUCCCGCUUGAUUCUCUUGUGGAAAUCAGAGGCUCUGAACACAUUGGCCGCUCUAUUACUGCCAGUAGUGGGAAUCCUCCCCACCAGCAGCGGAUCAUCUGUGCGAAAUUCCGCUCCAGGGUACCUACUACUCGGUUCGCAGAUCAAGGCCCACAUUUUAAUCGCAAUUUACGCCCUGCCCAUCAUGAUCACCACAUCAACAGAGAUCCGACUAACUUCCAGGGCGACGAUUUACAGUCCUUAGCGACUCGCCUCGCUUCACCCUUCACUCCUUCCCAGAAUACAUUGUCAUCAAGGAACCAUGUCAAACAGCGACAUGCUCAGCCUCCUCCGCACAUGUUAACAUCAUCCUCUACAACAUUAGUAUCGAGUACUGGUUCAAAAACGAAUACCAAACAUGCCAUCAACGAGAAAACGUCGAACAGUUCGAUGUUGACUACUACCACAGUUACUACCCCGAGUUCUGUCGACGCCUAUAUGACGCCUUCGUCGAGUGGUUACCGCUCUACGUCCAAGAAAGGUGCAGGAACAAGAGCAACCAAGGACGAAGAAGGUGAAGAGGAACACGAGAACGUUUCGGUCGACGAAACGGGCCUCGAGGCAGAUACAACGAGAGGUCAUCAUCAUAUAUCCUCUGAUGAGGACGACCAGGAGGAACAUGUUCAUCCUCAACAGAACUUUGAUUCCGAUAACGACAAUUCCCUCUCAUCCUCGGGUUCCCUUUCAUCGCCUGUAUUCGCGCAUAGUGAUGAUUCUGAUAUGGGUAUUGGGAACCCUGACGAAGGUGGAUUCGGGUAUGGUGCUCAUGGGUGGAACUCCGGAUAUGGGUUCGACAGAGGGGCUAAGUUGAGGAAGAAAAAGAUGGAAAAGGUGCAGGGGAUGCGGGGUAACGAUGAGGAUGUAGAUGAGCUUGGGGAAGGUAGUGGUGGAACGACUCAUGAGCCGUCCAACGAAGAUGGUGGUGGUGGGGCAGAUUCGAGUUUUGUUGUCAUUAAUGCCAAUGAUGUGAUCGGCGACGAGAGAGACAAGGAGAAAGAAAAGGACGUUAAGCCCCCCAGGAAGAUUCAUAAGAAGGAGAAGGAGAAGGGGAAAGAGAGGGUGACGGUGACGGUGACAGAAAAAGAACGGGAGAGGGAGAAUGAGAGACCAACGCCCUCCGUUCAAAAACCAAAUGACAGUGAGUGGGUGGUGCUGGAUUUGGGGGAUGAUCAUGCCUACAAAUCCUUCCUUCGCAUAUUACAUCGUCACGCACCUUAUUCGAUCUUCUCUUCAUUCCUCUCUUCCUUGUCGUUACCCCCCAUGCCAACUCUAGGCGCAUCCUCCCCGUCCACGCCAAAUCCAACGCCCGUUCAAGGCUCCACGCCUACCACCAGCCCUAUCGUCUUCGCUCCAGCCCCUCCUGACCAUCGCAGGCGUCAGACGGACUACGAAAUCGCUGCCAUUGCAGAUCCUGCUCCCACAUCCGCGUUUAAGGAUUCCGAGACAUUCAGGCUCCCUCAGCAAGUCUCCGGGCUUCUUGAAGAAGGAACGAAAUUCCUAAACACCUUUGGCGCACUUCCAUAUCCAGAAUGGAGAAUCGACCUCGUGACGAGGGCGAGGAAGUGUGGUUUGGGUGGUGUGAACCGAGGAGUAGAAAUGCAUCUGUGGGGUGGCGAUUUGAGUAGUUUUGAGAGUGGUUCUUUGAACGCUAGCGAAAGACGGGCCUCUUCUACUCUCAGUGUGAAUGGUUCAUUGGAACUGGGUAGCGAGGAAGAGAGUUUGAGAAGGAGGAAGAAGAAGAAGGCGGAUAGGAAGUUGACGUUGGAACAUGAAAAUAAGGCUAUCGGGCUUGAGAGGACUGAGUCGGGGUCAUCUGUCAUUUCGAAGAGGAACAGUAUCAGUAAGCGGAAAUCGCGGGGAGAGCGUGCAGAGGGAGAAGACGACAUCUACUUUUCCGCUGACGACGGCAGUGGGAAGGGGAGUGGGAGUGAAUCGUCGGAGUUGAACGGGGUACCUGAUAGCGAUGACAACGAUAGCGGCGAAGAGAGUAGUGACGCAGAGUGGAUGGGGUGGAUGGCUGAUCUGUAUCGGCAGUCCACGGUUUAUAGAGAUAAUCGGAAGAAACGGAAGGAGACGAACGGCAAGGCUAUGGCCAUUCCACAAGCUGAGAAGGAGGUCUGGAUCCAGGAAGAUGGUUAUCGGUUGGCACAGAGGGAGCGUAUGGCGUUGGAACCUACGGGGGUGGUCUUGAGCCCCCAAUUGCAGCUGCUACCAGCUGCCCAGGUUUCGCUAGCGUCCACUCCUCAACACACACCCGCGCCUUCGAUCACUAACGCUUACGCGGACGAACCACAAUCGUAUUCUCAACAGUAUUCGACAACAAUAGGUACAACGAGACUCUCAUCACCGUCAUCGAACGAAAGCCUUUCAAGGCCACGUGGUAGACGACUUAGCUUUGGUAUGAGUUUCUCUCCGCCAAUAUCAGACCCACACUCGCAUCCGUCGUACACUUCAUCUCCUGCUAUCACGCCUUCUUCAUCACAUCAUAACCACAAUAGAUCGAACUCGCAAAAAUUUACCUCGGGUUUAUCGCAUUUCGCUUCCACUGGAGGCAUAGGUUCGGAAUUCCGCGAGCGCGAGUUUGUGAGUGGUAGACGGCCUAGUAUGCCUACUCUCGCAUUGGCUGGGCACACGACUUGUCAAGAUUCAUAUUCAAAAGCUCAUUCCACGGUAUCGUCACCUCAACCGUCCACGGUGACAUUUAUAACCGCCACCGCCGAGCCUUUGGCUGAUACACUCAAUGACAAGGCCAGUAGGCGAGCAAGUUUGACCAUGAGCUCUCUUGGGAGGUCAUCUUCUAGGCGUAGGAAGAAGGAGCUGGAGAGCGAGAAGGAGAAAGAUAAAGCGAAGAAGGAGAAGGCCAAGGGUAAGGAGAAAGAAAAAGAAAAGGGCAAAGAGCGGGAGAAGGAGGAGAAAGAAAGGAAGGGAAAGGAAAGGGAGAAGGAUGAAACCGCUCAAACCGAUCACUCAGCCGACCUUGGAAAGACUACCGGUAAAGUUCGGCGACCACGCUUAUCUCUGUCCACCGGCUCGCGUCAAAACCUAUCUAACCUCUCUCAGCAACAACUACCAUUCUCGCAAAGUCCGCCACCAACGAUGCAGAGUCAUGUUAUCAGAAGGAUGAGAAGCGGGUCAAGUUUGUUGUCUGGUGGAGAACUGGAGGGUGACAGUCACGGGAGGGGUGUCAAUAAUCCUCAUCCAGGGGUCAAAAAGAGGAAAACGGGGCUUGUGCGGGAGGUUUCUAUGAGAGCGGAGAAGUUGGUGCAAGGACUGGAGUCAGCCUUGGAUUUUGUGGACGGAAGGUAGUGACAUGUUUUUCUCUCUUUUAUUGAGUGGGACCAUUUUAUCGUAGACUGUUGUAGUUUUAUCGCAUUAUCCGCUAUCGUGGUUUGCUUCUCCUUCCUCUGUGUUCGCUACCUGUUCUCUCCUCUGGAUUGUCUCCAAAUAGCUAGCUAUCUGUACCUUAUCACGGCAUGUACUCAUACCUGUUGCAAGUUAGAGAGAAGAUACCUGUACGACUUCAACCGCCAUUUGUCCUCCAG